Molecule: messenger RNA, 306 nt
Organism: Plasmodium yoelii
Lineage: Eukaryota; Apicomplexa; Aconoidasida; Haemosporida; Plasmodiidae
Product: fam-c protein
Exons: 2
Coding region: 1-306 (101 amino acids)
Source: RefSeq, a predicted model, not a curated record
AUGAAUAAGAGAAUAUUUAGUUUAGUUUGCAUCGUCUUAUAUUCCCUUUUGGCUGUGUCAGUACAUUGCUCCGAACAGAAAGGAUCUGGUCUAGGAAAUCAAAUAUUUCGUGCUAUCAAAAAAAUAUACAAUACGAACGAACAUAAUAGUGUAGUAUCUAAACCUGAAACACAAUUAAAUAAUAGCAAUAAUAUAGAUACUAAAGAUACUAAAGAUAAUAAAGAUAAUAAAGACAAUAAAAGAAGUUUUUAUGAAGACACGGAAAAUGACUUUUGGUUCCGUAUGAAUUUAGCGUUUUCUGACUGA